This is a messenger RNA of Cercocebus atys (sooty mangabey), 5537 nucleotides long. Its product is annotated as putative pregnancy-specific beta-1-glycoprotein 7. The transcript has 6 exons. Gene Ontology annotation, cellular component: cell surface; plasma membrane. Lineage: Eukaryota; Metazoa; Chordata; Mammalia; Primates; Cercopithecidae. Gene Ontology annotation, biological process: regulation of immune system process; signal transduction. The coding region runs from base 2017 to 3738 and encodes 573 amino acids. The record is from RefSeq and is a predicted model, not a curated record. Gene Ontology annotation, molecular function: protein tyrosine kinase binding.
CCCAGCACACCAAGCAGAAGAGAUGCCUCUAAGAUUUUAUCUCUGGCCACCAACUAGAGCCACUUGAACCAGAUAGAGUAUUGAAAACUGCCAGGGUGACCAAGGCCUGCCUCUGAUGUGAGGCAAAUAAAUUUACACCUUAAAAAAUGAAUGCCAAGGCAGCAUGACACUAUAAGCACUCAUGACAUCCAGGGACACCAGCAGGGUGUGGUACUGUGCCCUGGAGUCAGAAUCCUGGGUUCUGGUCCCUGGGCACGAGAAAAUGAAAAUGACUUGUCCCUGCUCCCGUGGCAUUGAUCCUCCCGCCCUGCUGCUCCCUUUUCUGCUCCCAAGCCCAUGUGCAGUGCUCAGCCCCAGACAUCACUGUCCCAAGGGUAUACACAGUGCCACCUACUGCACACAAACACAAACCCACAGAAGGUGACAAAAAUCUGCGUUUGGGACUCCCGAUUGUGAAAGAGGGAGAACAGUGAACAUAGAGCUACAGAGACUGGGACUCAUGGGAUGGAAGGUGAUGGAGCUGUAACAUAACAUAUGUGUGACCUCGUGUGAAAUGUGCAGAUCCUUGUGGAAUAAAACACACAGCCUGGCCUGGGACUAGGGCCACCCACACUUCCCUUCCAGUCCACCAGUGGGCGGCAGAGUCCCUCCAGCCUGGAGCCUUCUCAGGGGAUGCCGACCUCCCUCAUCUGAAACGAUAGCCGAGAAGGGUCCACCCUCACCAGGGUCACCUCGGCCCAAGUCCUCAACGUCCUCCGUGCUCCCCACACGGACUCUGUCAGCUCCUCCCUGACCUGGCGGCCGCCAACCUGACACCCCUCCCUCUGCCGGCAGCUCCUGACCCACAUACCUGCUCCUUCCCUGGGAUCAGCUAAAAAGACAUCUCCCAGGGCAGCGAUGGUGCACGCGACGCCACAUUGGGCGCUUUCCCCUCAUUACCUCCCUCCAUCCUCAUCAACUCUUUCUGUCACUGCUCCCUAAAUGCCCGCCCGUGCUCCAACUGUCCUGUUCUCUGAGGCAUCCCAGGCCAAGCCUAGCGCUGCUACAGAACAGCGGCUGCCUGAGGACCCACAGCCUCCCUGGGAAUCAAUCAGGCACCCUGUGACCUGUCUGCCCGCUGCCCCCCGGGGGGCUCAGAGCGCGUGUGAUGGUCACGCACAGGCGCCAUCCAGGAUGUGGCCACCUACCCCCGGCUGUCCCUUGGGAAGACAGACCUCUCCUGUGUCCCUGCUGGGAGAAGGAGGUAUUAUUGCUCUUUGCUCCCAGUACACAACUCACACCCAGCCACCCUCUCAGGGGUGAGCAACGUCCCUCCAAACAGGAUCUCUGGCGACUGCCUGUUCCUUCUCUACAGAGAGCAGCUUGGCUAUGUCAAAACCCUCAGGACAGACUCCUGGGUAUGUCAGCACAUGGAGGGCUGAGCCCAUCAUGACCACGGAGUAAGUUGGGAGGAAUCUCUCCAGCUCUGAACCCCUGCUCUGUCCCAGGCUCCCCUUCCUGCGUCUCAACGAGCCAUGUUCCACGGGGUUCCUGGGUAACUCCCUACUUCCUCCUGCACCACCAUGGGGAAGGUGUGGUAAUUACAGGACACUCAGAUGGGCAGAGACGAGAGGACACCAAAAAUGGUCAGGAAGAAAGAAGAAACCCUGAGCCCCAGCUCAGCCACCAGACCCCAGGGAGCAAUAGAGUGACUAAGAACUGUCCUUUGACUAUGGAACUCACAGCCCCCACUGAGCAACCAGCACAGGCCUCUCCUCCCAAGAGACAUGAAAGAUUCACCCUGCACACCUCCAGGAAGGACACUUUCCUCUGGGACACCCAGGUCCUGAAUAUCCAUCCUUGGAAGCUGCAGUCAAGCUAGACACAAUUAGAGAAAGGAAGGGUUCCUGUCACCAGGCGACACACAACUCACCCACAGCACAAUGGGGUGUCCCUGUGACAGGGACCUGGUGCAGCUCCAACCUCCUGCACUGAAGGGGAGAGUCAGAUGGGGAUGAAAGAGGGCAAAGGGCAUGAAUGUGCACCCCAAACCAGAGCCAUUGGGACAGCAGGAGGCUGAGGCCCAGGACUGUACUUGCCCAACCUACAGGGUAUGUGUGUGACUGUGUGUGUCUGUGUGCAUCUCUUUUGUGUGUGCGUUUGUGUUUCUGCACAUACUGUGUGUUGAGGAUUGGUGACAGAAUCACUGCUGAAAAAGGCAGAGGCCCCCACAAUUCCCAGGGACCUGACACACAGACAAAAGGAAAAAGAGAAGGAGGGACAAGGAGGCAGGACAGAGAGGGGAGGGGACAGAGGGGUGUCCUGGGCACAGACCCCACCCAUGAGCCUGAGAAGUGCUCCUGCCCCGGGAAGAGGUUCAGCACAGAAAGAGGAAGGACAGCACAGCUGACAGCCGUGCUCAGAAAGUUUCUGGAUCCCAGACUCAUCUCCACAGAGGAGAACAUGCAGGCAGCACAGACCAUGGGGGCCCUCUCAGCCCCUCCCUACACACUGCACAUCACCUGGAAGGAGCUUCUACUCACAGCAUCACUUUUAAUCUUCUGGAACCCACCCACCACUGCUCAAGUCACAAUUGAAGCCCAGCCAGCCAAAGUUUCUGAGGGGAAGGAUGUUCUUCUACUUGUCCACAAUUUGCCCCAGAAUCUUGCUGCCUGCAUCUGGUACAAAGGGCAAAUAAUGGACCUCCAACAUUACAUUACAGCAUAUGUAAUAGAUGCUGAAACAAUUAUAUUUGGGCCUGCAUACAGUGGACGAGAAACAGUAUAUUCCAAUGCAUCCCUGCUGAUCCAGAAUGUCACCCAGAAGGACACAGGAUCCUACACCAUACAAAUCAUACAGCGAGGUGAUAAGACUAAAGGAGUAACUGGACAUUUCACCUUAUAUGGAACACUUUAUCUUGGAGACUCCAAGCCCUCCAUUUCCAGCAGCAACUUAAACCCCAGGGAGGCCAUGGAGACUGUGAUCUUAUCCUGUGAUCCUGACACUCAGGACGUAAGCUACCUGUGGUGGAUAAACGGUCAGAGCCUCCGUAUCAGUCACAAGUUGCAGCUGUCCAAAACCAACAGGACCCCCAUUAUAUUUGGUGUUACAAACGAUACUGCAGGACCCUAUGAAUGUGAAAUGAAGAGCCCAGUGAGUUCCAGCCGCAGUGAUCCAGUCACCCUGAAUCUCCUCCUGGAGCUGCCCAAGCCCUACAUCACCAGCAACAACUUCAACCCCAUGGAGAAUAAGAAUGUUGUAGCCUUAACAUGUGAACCUAAGACUCAGAACUACACCUACGUUUGGUGGGUAAACGGUCAGAGCCUCCCCGUCACUCCCAGGCUAAAGCAACCUGGUGAAAACAGGAUCCUCAUUCUAGCCAAUGUCACAAGAAAUGACACAGGAUCCUACGAAUGUGAAAUACAGGAUCGAGUUGGUAGCAUUCGCAGUGACCCAGUCACCCUGGAUGUCCUCUAUGGUCCAGACGUCCCCAGGAUUAUCCCUCCAUUCACCCAUUACCAUUCAGGAGAAAACCUCUACUUGUCCUGCUUCGCGGACUCCAACCCACCGGCAGAGUAUACUUGGACGAUUAAUAGGAAGUUUCUUCAAUCAGGACAAAAGCUCUCUAUCCCCCAUAUUACUACAAAGCAUAGCGGGCUCUAUGGUUGCUCUGCUCGUAACUCAGCCACUGGCAGGGAACGUUCCAUACUCACGAGGAUCAAAGUCUCUCGUAAGUGGAUCCUGCAUCAUUGGCAAUAGGGUUUUAGAUGGUGUCUAUCUGCCUUUCAGAGAAGACCCAGGAAAACAUUUUAAUUCCCAGCCUGUGUCCCAUUGGCAGAAGCAAAUCCUAAAUUCUCCUCCUGAAUCCUCCCAAUUUGUCUCUACAGACCCUCUUCUCUUUCUUUUUCUGUUUUCUCAUGGCUGACCUUGUGUCCAGCCUGAGAAAAGUAGGGAGGGGGCUUUGAGCCCUAUGUGGUGGAAGAGGCUUCAGAGAGGUGGAAGAGGCUUCACAGAGGGACAAGGAGAGUCUUCAAGAUCAAAUUGCUUUUCGCUGUCACCAACACAUCCAUUUCUGCCACAUCUUUGAUUUCUUUUACCUACUCCAUGAGCUACGAGGAACAUCUGAGGCUUUGAAACAAGCUCACAUUUUUCCCCCAAAUGAGAGGAGGAAGCCCCUUGGAUGAGAGAGGGGCAGCUCAGACUGCUGCCUGCUCUGCUCCGGGCUUCUCCGGUGACUGGCCCUGCCUGACUCCACCUGGGGUGGGACAAGCAAGUGUGGAGAAAGAGCCCUGGUGGCCUGUCCUGAAUUCAGCUAAAUCGAGCUGCCAGUUGAAGUGAAGCCUAGUCUGCAGGGAAAUAAGAACAGAGGGAGCCUCCCGGCAGACUCUUGAACUGUGUCCUGGCUCUGAAGUCACCGGCUGUAUGAGGCUGUGGGCAUAGCACAUGGGACACAGCACAGAGGACAGUGAGUGAUGCACACUUGGAGAAAUAGUGAGAUUCACCUCUGGGGGUCUGCAUGGCAGGAAAGGGGCAGUGAAAAAAGUGUAUAUUUAUAGAGUGUAAGACUACCAGGACACUUUAUAUAUAUAUCUAAUAUAAGACUUAUCAUUAACUAAGUGUGCAAUUUAGUGUUGUGUAACCAUCACACUAUCCAUUUCCAGAACUUUUUCCUUUUACCAUAUUAAACCUCUGGAUCCAAAAAACAGUAACUCUCACUCCUCCCCCUAACCCUUAGCACCCACCAUUCUACUUUCUGUCUCUAUGUAACUAGCUAUUCUAUCUUUUAUAAAUGGAAUCAUAUAAUAAUUAUCCUUUUGUGUCUGGCUUACUUCAGUUAGCAUAAUGUCUUCAAGUUUCAUCCUUUUUGCACGAUGUAUUGGAAUUUUAUUCCUUGUAAGGUUGAAUAGCAUUUUAAUGUAUUUAGAUACACUUCAUUUGCCUACCCACUUAUCUUUCAAUGGACAAUGGACUUUUCCGUUGCUUCCAUUUUUUGGCUAUUGUGAGUAAUGCUUCUCUGACCAUCAAUGUGCAAAUAUUUGUUCAAAUUUCCUUCCAUUCUAUAGGCAGUAUGUCCAGAAGUGGAAUUGCUGGAUCGAAUGGUAAAUUAUUGUUUAAUUUUUUGAGAAAUAGCCAUACCACUUUUUACAGUGGCUAUAACAUUUCCCAUUCCCAUCAGCAAUGCACUAGAGCUCCAAUUUUUCCAUCUAUUUGAAAACACUUGUUUUGUGUUGCUGUCGUUAUUGUUUAUCAAAGCCAUCCUAAAGUGUGUGAGGUGGUGUCACAUUGUGGUUUCGAUUUGUAUAUCUCUAAGUAUUCGUGACACUGAGGAACUCUGCAUGGGCUUAUUGGAUAUUUGUAUAUCUUCCUUGAAGAAAACUCUCUUUUAAUCCUUUGUUCAUUUUUUAAUUGGGUUUUUGGAUGUUUGCUGUUGUUGACUUGUAGUUUUUCAUGUAUUCUGGAAAUUAAUUUCUUCUCAUACUUAAAAUUUGCAAGUAUUUUUCUCAUUUCAUGGGUUGCCUUUUUACUUUCUUGAUAAUGUUCUUUGAUAUAUAAAAGGA